Mytilus californianus (California mussel) is the source of this 2784-nucleotide messenger RNA. RefSeq names its product transcription intermediary factor 1-alpha-like. Gene Ontology annotation, molecular function: ubiquitin-protein transferase activity; zinc ion binding. Gene Ontology annotation, biological process: positive regulation of DNA-templated transcription. NCBI's taxonomy places the organism in Eukaryota, Metazoa, Mollusca, Bivalvia, Mytilida, Mytilidae. The transcript is spliced from 2 exons. The coding region runs from base 153 to 1994 and encodes 613 amino acids. Gene Ontology annotation, cellular component: chromatin; nucleoplasm. The record is from RefSeq and is a predicted model, not a curated record.
AUUACAUUGGUUUCAUCUCCCCUUCCACGAAGCUAUCCAUCGCUCACCCACUGGCACUCGGCUUUGUGACAAAAGCCGUUGAAAAGCACAGCCAAAAUCCAAGGCCCAUCACAGUAAUUUCACAUUGACUAGGUGAAUGGAAACACUUUACAAUGGCAUCUCCUUUAAACCCAGAAAUUUCAAACGAGGACCUGACAACAUGUCCCAUAUGUUUGGAGCAAAUGACAGUUCCGAAGUGUUUGCCUUGUUUGCAUUCAUUUUGUGAAACAUGCAUUGCAGCCUAUUGUGCACACUUCACAGCUGAAUCUGGUAUUCAGCAUACAUUAGAGUGUCCAGUUUGUCGUUCAGUAUUAAAUUACACAAAACAGAAAGAAACUUCAGAAACAUUAUUAGUUUCUCCUGAAAAAUGGGUACAAACACUUACUUUAAACUUUCUCAUUGCUGAGCUUCUAGAAAGAAAAAAAUUCGAGAGCACAAGCAAAAUGUGUUUUUCUUGUGAACGACUGGGAGAAAAGUGUGAGGCUAAUAACUUUUGUAAAGAGUGUGGAGAACUCUUAUGUGAUAUGUGUACUAAAUAUCACCGGGCUAACAAAUCAACAGCUACACAUAGUGUACAUUUGUUUACAGAGCUUUCAAGGGAUGAACUGAAAAGUUCCAAUCAAUUUUGUAACCUGCAUCCUGGAGAAAUGCUUAAAUUGUACUGCUGUGAUCAUGAAAUUGAAUGUUGUUCAUUGUGUGUAUCAGUGGAUCACAGGAAAUGUGAGACUGUUAAAACAAUAGAGAUUGCUGCAAAAGAUAUUUGUCAAUCUGACUUACCAAAGAAUAUAAAAGAAACCUUACAAUGCAGUAAACAGAAACUACAAAAAGUAAGAGAAAGGUACAUUGAGGAUUCAAAAAAAUUUGAAGAUAAAAUUGGUUCUAUUGUUGAAGAACUGAAUCACUUCAGACAAGAUAUCAAGACCAAGGUUGAUAUUAUUUCUGACAAACUGACUGCAGAAUUAACACAGUUUUCAGAAAACAGUGACAGGAAAUAUAGCAGUAUGGUUGUAGAAUUGGAUGAUAGAAUUGCUGCCUUUGACAAUGAAUUGAGCAUUUUCACAACAGUUUUUGAAAAAGCAUCACAUGUUCAGAUAAUGGUUACAAUAAAGGAACUUGAAAAAAAAUCUCCUCUGCAUACCAAGUUUACAAAUCAUUUUACAAACCACUACUUUCAUUCACAUUUAACAUCAAGUGUUACUAAAGAACUUGACAACAUCAAUAAUUCAUUAGAUAAAUGUAUGGUGUCAACAAUUAGUCAUAUCAGUGAGCAUUGUGAAUUCCCAUUAACAUGUAAUCUGCUGCCUAGAGUCAAGUUAAAAUUAAUAUCUGAAAUCAAAAAAGAAGAACGGAAUAAUGAAGCAUGUUUUUCUAGUAAUGGAAACAUUUUUGUGGCAGAUCAUUUUGCAAAAUGCAUUGAAGUGUACAGUAUUGACAGUACAAAAUUAAAUACAGUCCAGCUUGAAUAUUCACCAUUUAAUUUAGCCUCUGAUGGUCAUGGCUAUAUUGCUUUACUAAAUGAUGAGGAUGGAACCAUAGAACUCUUAAAUGAAAAAACACUCACCAUUGAUCAAAGACUUCCUAUUAGCAAGAAUUCUGAUGGUAUUUCACUGAAUGAAAAGUUCCUUGUUGUUAGACAGGAUGAGAGAAUUGAAUGUUAUGACCGUUUAAAAGGAACAUUAUACACCAAAGUUGAAGGAUUACCAGGGCUUGACAGCUCAUGGUAUGUUCAUGUCAACGAAAAAGGAUUUUACUUUUCAUGUGGUGACAUUAUAUACUUUAAAACAUUUCCAAACAUGCCAGAUGGUGAAAGUGACAGCUUUAUUUACACUGAUCAUACAAUGGAGCAUGUAGAAGAUGUAGAAACUGAUGAUAAAGGAAAUAACAGGCUAUUAUUUGAACUUGGAAUUAUUUUUAAUUAUGGAAUUUGCAUAAUUUCUUGUGCUGGAAAUUUUUAAUAAAUUCCAUGUUUAUUCUGUACUUCAAUGUUCUGUGCUGUGCACAACACUUUCUAUUACAAAGAAGAUAGUACAUUUUCAAUAGAAUGUAUUGUGCCGCGCACAACACUAUCUAUACAAAAUACAUUAUAUGGAAAGUGUUAUGAACCACUCAAAACAUUAUAAUAACAAAUAAACAAGGAUUUUAUCAAAAAAUUCAAGCACAAGAAAUUAUGCAAAUUCAAUAAUUAAAAAUAAUUCCAAGUUCAAAUAAUAGCCUGCUAAAUGUAUAUUAUUCAGAUUCUCAAAUGGAUAAGAUUGGUCUGAUGUCAUGUGAUGGUUCAAGAUCAUAUUCCAUUGAUUCACCGAAGGAAUUAAUAAGGCCAAAGGGCCUGUGUUUAAGUGAGGACCAGAAGAAUCUGCUUGUCACAAAUGAUAUGGGCAGUAAGAUAUAUGUGUAUGAAACAGAGAAGGAUGGGUAUGUAGAAGAAGCUGAUAUAAGUGACAACGAUGGUGAACAGAGCAUUGAGGAAAUUGACAAUACAAAAGCUGAUGCAUAAACAUGAUAAAUAAAAGUGUUUCUAAUAUUAAACAGAUUAGUAAAACAAAUGUAUCAGCCUACUUCAGAACUUUUAGAUGGAUCAUACAAAGAAUUUAGGUUAAUAAAAAUGAAAACUUUUACUUAAAAAUAAACCUACUGAUACGAAUGAAACCCAAGAUAGGCCAGACUGCAAGUAACAUAAAGAUUUUUCUCUUACUUGAAGUGAAUUUGUUACAUUACUGAUAUGAAUAAAGCUUUAAUAUUUCAGAA